Messenger RNA from Pygocentrus nattereri (red-bellied piranha), 1708 nucleotides. It is a transcript of the gene tmem150b, whose product is annotated as transmembrane protein 150B. NCBI's taxonomy places the organism in Eukaryota, Metazoa, Chordata, Actinopteri, Characiformes, Serrasalmidae. The transcript has 7 exons. The record is from RefSeq and is a predicted model, not a curated record. Bases 149 to 838 code for a protein of 229 amino acids.
GUAAAGUGCAACCCUCCCUGAUGAUACGGCAGUGGUAUAAUACAGGCCCUGCGUUCUCAGCUCAGAGUAGGAAAAGGGUAUUUCAAACCGAAGUGGACACACAGGUGAAUACACACAACCCAAGAUCACGGGAUUGGAUUGGUCCAUCAUGUGGACAUGGGCACUGCUUCCGGUUAUCCUGGCAGUAUUUGGCACUGUGGGCAUGUGGGCUGUGUUUGGUAUAGCUGUAUCUAAUGAAACAGUUAAUCUGACUGCUGGGUUCCCCUACAUCAGCACUUGUGGCUCAUAUAACCCUCAGAGCUGUCUCUUCUCCCAGAUUUGCAACAUCUGUUCAGUACUGGCUCUGUGGAUUGUGAUUAUAAGGUUCCAGCAGGUGAGGGAUCUGGGCUGUGCGUCCCGGGUGAACACAUGCAGUAUUGUUCUCGGAUUCAUCUCCUCAAUAGGAAUCUCUGUGCUGGGGAACUUCCAGCAAUCAGUGGAUAUGCAAGUUCACUUGCUCGGGGCGUUCCUGGCAUUUUAUGUGGGUUUGGCUUAUUUCUGGAUUCAGGUGUGGCUCACCUAUCGUGCUGAGCCAUCACAUGACAGGAAGUGGGCAGGACCAUCAAGGAUUGUGUUCUGCAGUCUUUGUACCUGCCUCAUUCUUGCCAUGACUGUGCUACAUAACUUAGGCUACCGUUCAGCAGGGGCCAUUUGCGAGUGGGCUGCGGUCAUGUGCUUCUUCGUUCUUUUCGGAGUUUUCACAGCUGAGUUUCGGCACAUCGACUUCCACAAACUCCAUGUGCAGCAUGACGGAUUCAGCAAAAGUCGUAGUGAUUUGACAAUGGAACAUGUUCAAUAAAGAACUACAGGAUGCCUGACUGGACCCUUAGCUGUCUCACUCAAAUGCUCAUGGUCAAGUGGGAGCAUCACUUACAGCACAUGAAUAAAUGCCUAAAAACCAUAAAUCCUUUUCCUCUUCAUGCUAAAGAAUAAACAUUUUUUACAAGAUUUAUCAAACUUCUUUAGGAAGAAGCCUAAUGUAUGCCUGUAUACUAAUUUAUGCUCUAUGUAUGCAAAAGUUUAAAUACCCCUGGUCAAAUCACAUUUUGCUCAUUUUCAAGUGAAACAAGUACAAGCAUCCUCUACUGAACUAUGGACUUUUUCCUGUAAAUUUUAGCACACAAUGUCAUUUUAUUUAUUUGGGAAAAAAUAAAACAUAAAAUCUAAAAUGUGCUUUACCGGCCACAUUUUAUAUUUCAUCUUUAUUUUGGUUGGUGUAGUGUAGUGGGUAACACCUCUGCCUUCUACACUGUAGACUGGGGUUCAAUCCCUCGCCUGGUUAAGCACUCUACUCUAUACCAAUAAGAGUCCUUGGGCAAGGCUCCAAACACUACCUUCGCCUACCUGUGUAAAAUGAUCAAAUUGUAAGUCACUCUGGAUAAGAGCGUCUGCCAAAAGCCAUAAAUUUAAAUGUAAUGUAAAUGUAUUUUUUAGAGGUCAUUUACAUAUGGGUCUCAAAGAACCAGCAGCAGUCUGUUUAAUUAUAAGGCAGUGUUCACCAACCCUGUGCCUGUAGAUCUACUUUUCUGUACAGCUUAGCUCCAACCACUGAAUGUGAAUGCAUGAAUUCUUACACACAUACAAAACAUGCUGAAAUAUUAAUGAUUGUAAAACAUACUAAUGUAUUUUUGUGUGCAUUUGAAUAAAUACUAUGUUCUUACUUAUUUAA